UUGAAUACAGGGAGAAGAAGUAAAACUCCACACAGACAGUAUCGAACUGUAUUUAUCAAACUGUGAGACAACAAUAUUCACUGCACAUGCCGCAUGCAAGCUUCAGGGUUGUAUAUGACACCACUCCACUCCUCCUCCCCACCUCCUGUCCCGCAGUGUGCACACACAGAGUGAAAAAGAGAGAGAGAGAGAGAUCUGCCCCCUCCGCCUACUUCCCUAGCUCCACUGCGGUAAACAGCAGACCUCCACUUGCUCUUCUCGCCUCCUGCUCGUGUUUUAAAACCGCUACACACUCGUCCCUUUUCCACACCGGCUGCCUUCUCCAGGCAUGGCAGACGGCCUUGUCCCAUCAUGGCAGUGCGACAUUACACCCUCGACUUCAAGCUCUCUGCACCAGCUGACCAUUCUGCAACUGUUCGUGGCCUGCAGUCUAUAUUUCAAGAGCAGGAAAUGACAGAAACUGUCCAUGACACAGAGGGGCAUGGAUACUUGGCCACAUUUAUUGGCAAGAAUGGCAGGUUUGCUAUCCUGAGAUUGCACUCUCAUGGUCUGGUGACGUUCGACCUGCAGUGUUGUGAAGGAGAUGAUUCAGCACAAGUGGAGAAUCUACUGAAUGCACUGGAGAAGAAACUGAAGACUCUGCUACAUGGAACUAUCCAAACGGUGAAGAGGCUCCCUGCACUGCAGCGAGGGGGUGAGGUGGACAGGUACUGGCCGACGGCUGAUGGCAGGCUCAUAGAGUACGAUAUUGAUGAAGUUGUUUUUGAUAAAGACUCAGCUUACCAGAACAUCAAAAUCCUGCACUCACACCAGUUUGGCAAUAUCCUCAUCCUCAACGGGGACGUUAAUUUAGCAGAAAGCGAUUUGGCCUACACACAGGCCAUCAUGGGCAAUGGCAGGGAGCACUAUGCUGGGAAGGAGAUUCUGAUCCUGGGUGGAGGAGACGGAGGCAUCCUUUGUGAAGCAGUCAAGCUCAAACCAAAGAUGAUCACCAUGGUGGAAAUAGACCAGAUGGUGAUUGACGCAUGUCGGAAGCACAUGAGGAAGACUUGUGGGAAUGUUCUGGAUAACUUAAAAGGGGACUGUUAUGAAGUUUUGGUAGAGGACUGUGUUCCAGUACUUAAAAAGUUUGUAGAAGAGGGAAGGACAUUUGAUUACGUCAUCAAUGAUCUAACCGCAAUCCCCAUUUCUACAGCACCUGAGGAGGAGUCAAUGUGGGAAUUCCUGAGGCUCAUUCUUGAUUUAUCAAUCAAAGUUCUACGACCUAGCGGCAAAUACUUCACCCAGGGUAACUGUGUGAAUCUCACUGAGGCACUUAGUGAGUACGAGGGGUUGCUGAGAAGACUUUCAUGCAAUGUGGGUUUCUCCAAAGAAGUGGUGUGUGUUCCCUCCUACCUAGAGCUGUGGAUAUUCUACACCAUUUGGAAGAAGUAAUGCAUAGUCCCUGCUUGCUGAAGCCUCACCCUUCGAUGCACUGAGGGGAGACAUGCACUCAUUUCUCCAUGCACUGUUUUUCCUGUCGUGCUGUGCCCUCCUUUUUUUAGAUGCCAGUUUUUAAUUUCAUUUUUGAAAUCACACAAUGAUUGUAUGUAUGUUUUUAGUUUGUUAGAUGGUUUACUGUGCGGCUGUUCUGCAUUGACUCUCUAGUGAGCACUGUGGUGCAGUGUGUAUGUGGGGGUGUGUGUGGAUUGGAUACUGCAGAUGAUGCCGAAGCCUGAAGGGUAAUUAAGCAUGUUUUCCACCUCUGAGUGCAUUGAACAAUCAGACAACAGGCUAUUUGCAUUCUGGUUUUAUGAUAAAUUAUGCUUUUUACUGUAGCUUCACUGAUCUGGUUGUGUUUUAUUUUUUUGACUUCCUAUUGUUACUGAGCUUUGAUUUGAUUUGACUCACUGGAAAGUUAAUAGCAGUGUUGAUGCUGAGGGUGCUCAAGGAGGAUCCUUUCUGUUCAAUCAUAUAUGUUAAAAGGGAAAAGGGUUCUGCAGUAGCAGAGUUCGUUCUAGAGUUCUUUUGUUGAACUGUGAAUAUUAUUUUGUUUUAGUUUUUUUUAUGAUUAGCGCCUAUUACAUUCUGACUUUAAGUUUUCUGUGUGUUAGGCACAUUUGCUUGAAGGAAAUGGCUUUUACUGACUGUGGAUCCCACAUAUUUACUUUCAUCAUCAAUAUUAAGGUGCUUCAUUGACCUUAUUUAUUUUUAUUUUAUUUCAGCAAAUACACAGUACUCUUGCUCUGAAAAUACACUGAGUUCAUCAGAGUGAUAAAGAUCUAUUAAAGAGACUUGGAGAGAACAUUUUCUGGCCUCAGACAUGUCUUUCAGAUUUGUUUUGUUUUUUUGUUUCUGAUUUUUAAAAUUGUAUAUGGUGGAGGAUUCAAUUCACCUGUUUAUGAAGAAAUGUGUUUGGAAGAGAAAAGGCAUAAUAAGGUACAAAGGAAAUUUUUAUAUUUCAUUAAAACUAUUCCCAUGACCUAGAUUGUUUCA
Molecule: messenger RNA, 2475 nt
Organism: Ictalurus furcatus (blue catfish)
Lineage: Eukaryota; Metazoa; Chordata; Actinopteri; Siluriformes; Ictaluridae
Gene: sms
Product: spermine synthase
Exons: 11
Coding region: 352-1434 (360 amino acids)
Biological process (GO): spermine biosynthetic process
Molecular function (GO): spermine synthase activity
Source: RefSeq, a predicted model, not a curated record